This is a messenger RNA of Prinia subflava (tawny-flanked prinia), 5101 nucleotides long. RefSeq names its product macrophage immunometabolism regulator (gene MACIR). NCBI's taxonomy places the organism in Eukaryota, Metazoa, Chordata, Aves, Passeriformes, Cisticolidae. Gene Ontology annotation, biological process: negative regulation of fibroblast migration; negative regulation of cytokine production involved in inflammatory response. Bases 2766 to 3389 code for a protein of 207 amino acids. The record is from RefSeq and is a predicted model, not a curated record. The transcript has 2 exons.
UUUGACUUUUUCUUGUUGCAACUACUAUCAUUUUAUCAAUAUGACAUAUCUUAGUGAUUCUUAAGUAAUGGUAUUGCUACAGGCUUGGCAUCUAGGAGGAAGAAUCAGUUCUUAAGAAGAAAACAUUUACUAAAUGGACAGAAAUCUAAUGCUUAGCUAAAAAAAAAAAAAAAGAUGUGAUGUCAAAUCAAUUCCAAUUCUAGCUGAGGAGAUAAGUAAUAACAGAAAUGCCAAAUUACAGAGAGCUAAUUAUUUUAUUAAGAGUAGCUUACAAUGGUUCCAAAAUAAUGCACACUUCCUACAAAGCAUAAGAGUAUCAAGGAAAACCCCUCUUCAUCUUUCUUUGUCUUUAAAUACUGAGUAAUUAAAGUUUGUAAGUCACAUUUCUUUCCUCAGAAAGACUGUAAGUAAUACAUGUAAAAGAAGAAAUAAAACUGUAUUGGGGGAAAAGACCCCACAAGGCUUUGAGUGCAGUGAGGCACAUGGCAAGAAGUCACUUCAACAGUAAAUCAUUUACAGUGCAUAAAUUGUGAUAUAAGGCCCCGGUGUGUCAUGCAUGUCUGCUUUUCAUUUGUCUCAUGUUAUGAGAAGGAUAUGAAUGGUAGCUGAAAACUUUGUGAAAGAUUCAAUAACCAGAAAGCAUUUAUAUUUGCAAAAUUGGAAAUUUUGAUGGUUUUACGCCGAAAGAAAAACCCAAGAAUAUUAAUGUGUCCUUACAGUGAUUUUUAGUCAUUAUUGUAAUAUUUAUCUUCAUUAUUUCCCUGCUCUGUGUUUUAGACUAUUUUUUUAGUAUUUAUCUGGAUUGGGUCUGGUUACUUUAUAUGCGGAGCCUGCUUUAAAUAUACAAAAAGAAUUAAUAAAACCCUGUAAAAUCUCAUUGAAUUUUAUUCUGGAGGCCAUUCUUGUAGGUAUUGUUCAAAUGAAUUCCCUUGGUAACUGCUAUUUUCAGUUAUUUUGUGUCUUUUUUAAUAUGUGGACCAGCAGCAAAGGAGGUGCCAUCUUGUUCUUAGUCUCCUUCCUUAGAGUCAAUAAAAAUCUUUAAUUAUAAAUUGCCUUGAAUUGGCAUCACUGUUGUCAUUCUGUUUGAGAGGCAAGAAGAAAAGCCAGCUGUGACCUGAAGUGGUAAUCUUUUUAAGCUUUUUGUUUUUUCCAGAGUUAUAACUGAUGCUGGGAAGUACUGAUGAGCUUACACUUGUAAAUAGCAGUGAACAUAAUAGUAGUUAUCAAAUGCUUUAUCACAUUUAGAAAUGCCCUAAAAAUACUGUCAAAAAGUUUUAAAUAUCUAUUUAUAUGUGAUGGUACCUACACUCACUGUGAAUCUCAAAUUAUUUUCGAUUUUCUUUCAUAGGAGUCUUCUAAAUAAUAUCUUUAUUUCUUUUCUGUUUUCUUUUCCUGGAUAAGGAUACAAAUAAUUUUGAAAUCAUAUGGCAGUUUGAAUAAGGGGCAUUAAAAUCUUGGGAAAGAAGAGCUGAGCACAUGCAUGCUGAGUUUUGUUCCUUUGCUCAUGAAUCUGGCCAGGCAUUCCUGUCACCAGCUAGCAGUGCUGUUCCCUUGAGUUUUUGGUGUUUGUGGCACCAGCUGCUGAUGCUGCUGUUGCUUUCAAAUGUCUGAUGCAUUUCUUGGUUUUAAUACUGUUCUUCACACUGCCACACAAAAUGGGAGUUCUGCAGUUUCAGAACCUAAAGUACUAGGCUGGAACAUGCUGACUUGAAGACCAGAAGACUUUCUGCUCUGAUUUUGCUUUGUACUGGUUUACAGUGAGGGUAAUUAUGGUGCAGUUAGCUGUUGACUCAUUCCCUUCUGCAUGGUUAGUUUUCCAACCUCUUGGUUGAUUGCUCUUGGUUACCAGAGCACACAUCCAUGUUGCAAACAAAAGUAAAUUAAUUUUAAAAGUUGUGUUCUGAGAAGAGCCUUUGUGUUACUUUCAGAUUUAAGACUCCAAAAGUACAUGAAGGUGUCUCUUCCUCCUUCCCUCUCUUUAGGGCACAUACUGCUGUGGCAAAUGAUUGGUUUGUUCUGGGCUUGUUUGCUUUUGUUGGGAUUUUUUUUUGUUGGUUAUGCUGUUUAUAUGUGACCAGGUGAUUAAUAUGAAUAAUUUCCAACCUUGCAGUAUGUCCAUUUUAUUUCUACAUUUUUUUAACAUUAUUUCAGUUCCUUUUAACAGAACAAAUUGAGUCUUUCUGGAAGGUUCCAGGAGAGAUUUCCAAACUGCAGCUAAAACUUGGGAAUUAAGAGCAAGAACAGAUACUUAGUUUCUUACAUAAAAUCACAGAGUUGCUGGAAGUUGUAAUGCAGAAUUUCUGUGUGCUCCAGUAAUCGUGUUUCCUGGUGGUGUAUAACAUUAACUUAAGAAAUUGUCAUUAAUACCUCUGUCUCAGCAGCUUAAGCCUCAUCAAAUUUACUGUUUCACUGCUUGGUAUAGUGUUAAAGUAGGAAACAAUUGCUUUUGCUAUUCUAAAACAGGCAGUUGACUCUAUAAAUACAUAGACUUUAAUUAAAUAUAAUGGGAAGCAUUUUGCAGUUGUGUAAAUUUUCUACAGUGAAAAAGUUCAGUGUCUGGUUUGCUUCAGUAUUUCAACUCUUUCGACUGUUUUACCUGUAUUGUUUGUUUCACAGAAUUGUUAGGGCUGGAAGGGAUUUCUGGAGAUCAUUUAGUCCAACCCCAGACCACCUAGUGCAACCCCAAACUGCUAAAAAAUUCACUGGAUGAAGUGCAUCUGCAAAAGUUACAGUACACAAAACUGGAGCAAAGCUUUGUGUUUAAAAUGGAAGUUGAUGUGAAUGGAGAGUCCAGAACUGCCCUCUCCACCCUCCCUGUGCCUCGUGCAGAGGUGAGUUCUGCAGCCAGGAUGGAAGCAGAAAAGCCACGCUGUUCCAGCACCCCCUGCUCACCGUUGCGGCGGACAGUUGCGGGAUAUCAGAUCCUUCACAUGGAUUCUAACUAUCUGGUUGGUUUCACAACUGGAGAGGAGCUGCUAAAAUUAGCCCAUAAGUAUACGGGAAGUGAAGAGAAUAAAGGAGAAUCUGGUCUUAACUUGGGCUCCAAACAUCUUGAUUCAGGACUUCCACGUGCCUCACGUUUAUACAAAACUAGAAGUCGGUACUACCAGCCAUACGAGAUCCCAGCAGUAAAUGGAAGGAGGAGGAGACGGAUGCCCAGCUCAGGGGAUAAAUACAAUAAAGCUUUACCAUAUGAACCUUACAAGGCACUUCAUGGUCCCCUGCCUCUCUGCCUUUUGAAAGGUAAAAGGGCUCAUUCAAAAUCCCUGGACUACCUCAAUUUAGACAAAAUGAACAUUAAGGAACCUGCUGACACAGAAGUGCUACAAUACCAGCUUCAACACCUUACUCUUAGAGGGGAUCGUAUGUUUGCAAGGAAUAGCACAUGAGCUAUCAUCUCAAAUUUAGAAAUGGUUUCUGAUCUUUUCUCUGUUGCUGCAAAAAUCCACUGUUGUACUGUGUACAGGACUGUUCACGUUAUAGAUGGUUUUAUCAGCUCAGUGUUACCAGAAAGUAAUUCAUUUGAAUACAGUCUUGGCAAUGCAGUGUUCUACAAAUACUUGGAGAGAGAAAUCUUUUCCUGAUCAAGCAGCUUCUGAUGCAGAUUUGACUGCAACUAGUGGAUAUUUCUUUGGACACAUUUUAACAAAAAAAGCUUUUGAUUUUUAGGAUUUUUUUUCUGUACUGCUACAUCUAGUAUUUACAGUAAUUCAACACUGAAAAAUUGGUGAUGUCUGCUUGGUUGUUACUAGUUUUGGCUUGAUGUUAGAAACUGCUCUUGGAUAACUCAAGGAGGUUUUUUUGAUUUUUUAUUUUGUAAAAUGUAUGGGUUUUUCUUAACACAUGGAUAGGAAAGUGAACUUGACGAAUCACUUGCUAUUUAAACAGUCCAAUUCAUGUAUUUUGAGACUGCACUUGUACUGGUAAUGUGAGUGAGAUUUGUUCAUAAAAGAAACCUUUGCUACUUGAAUCCUAUUAAAUUAUUUUUUUAGUUUCUGCAUGGAAGUAAUUGCUUUGUCCCUUUUAUUCUAUAAAACUUUCAGAAUAAAUAUUUCAGUUAUUUAAAGCAAAUCUUUCAGGAAAUGAAGUUUUUGGGGAGAUUUUUUUUGUUUCUUUUUGUCUUUUUUUUUUUUUUUUUUUGUGGUUGGUUGGAUAGGGUUUUGUUUCUUUGGUUUUUUGGGAAUUUUUUUAGUAGAUUUUGGUUUUACAAUGUCUUGACAAACUGGAAUGUCUGUAGUGGUAUGCUGGUAAAGUCUUUGAUUUUAAUUUGUGAUUUUCAUUUCACCUAUAGUAGCAGAAGGUGUCAAUUUCAGCAUAGGUUUGGAAAUUCCAUUGAGUCGAAGCACUGUACACAAGCUCUGGGGGCAGAUUUUUUCUUGACAAGAGUGCAAGUGAAAUAUUUCUUUUCAGCAUUGAAGAGAUGAUCUUGAAUUUUUCAGCAGAAUAAUGCACUGGAAUACUUUUGUUACUUAAUAAAUUUUUAUCCAAACAUGACAUCAAGUGCAGUUUUGACACCUGUGUUCCUAGAUGUGUUUAAAACAUUUUGGCAACCUUAGUUUAAAAAUGAAAAAUAGUUUUCAUAACUGUCUUUUAUUUUAGGUGCAGUCUUUUACUGAAGCAGUGCAUAACUUGAUUUUGCUUGAUGACCUCUGCAGAAGUUAAAAAUAAUUUCAUGUUGCUUUGAAACAUAAAUUAUUUGAGCAGUUGUUUCUGUUAGAGUUAACAUUUUGUUUGUUUAUCACUCAGAAUUACUAGAAAGCACUAGUUAGUGAAAUGAAGAGUUCUUACACUGGAACUCCACAGUUUAAAUGAAGGCAGCCUGCUAGUGAGCAUUUUGUGGCUUGGUUAUUUUUUAAAGUUUAUUAGAAAAUAAAAAACCCCAAUGUGUAUUUUUCAAAGUUAACUGCACUGAUGUAAAUUUAAUGUAUUGAACAAUGGUCUUGAAAGUAAGGUCUUCCUAUAUAGUCUUUAUAGAACAAAGAGUACAGAAUACAGUCAGAUGCCAAAGAGAUGGGGGGAUGUUUAAGGAAUAAACACCACUGUUUAUUGAAAUAUUAAAUUGUAUUUCUGGCUGAAAAAUAAAAAAGGUAUUAUAAACAGC